UACAAAUACAAUUUAUUUAAUUUUUGUAAAUAAAUACUUGGUAUUAUUUUACUUAUGUAAAAAAUUGGUAAUUUUCUAGAUAUUAUAAUAUUUAUAUAUAGAAAGAAGAUAAUUAUUUAAGAACUGAUAAUAUUCUCAAAAUUGGAGUUUAGUUUGUAGAAUGACGAAAGUAGUAAGUAACCAAUAUGGCUACAAUAGCGAACAUGGUGGAUCAUAAUACAGCGCAUAGUUUCGAAAAUUCAAAAAAACCCAAAUAUAUUUUACUUUUUAGUGGGAAACGAAAGUGCGGAAAAGAUUUCAUUACAGAUAUCUUACAUACAAGAUUAGGUGAUCAUGAAAGUGUAAUUAUAAAACUAUCAGGACCAAUAAAAACUUACUGGUCAAAAAAUGCAGAUCUUGAUUUAAAUAAAUUAUUAGAUGCUAGCGAAUAUAAGGAACAGUAUCGUCAUGAAAUGGUCAAAUGGAGUGAAUCUAUAAGAAAAAAAGAUAAUGGAUAUUUUUGUCGUGCUGCUAUUGAUAUGUAUAAUGCACGUGAUAAACCAAUCUGGAUAGUAAGCGAUACACGUAGAAAAACUGAUAUUCAAUGGUUUAAAGAAAAUUAUACAGAUCUUUGCAAAACAAUCCGUAUAAUUACUAAACCAGAAAUAAGAGAACAACGUGGAUGGCAAUUUGUAGCAAAUAUUGAUGAUGCAGAAACAGAAUGCGAUCUGGAUAAUUUUGAUGGCUGGGAUUUACAAGUUGAGAAUAAUGAUAAUGAUAUAGAAACUGUUUUACAAGAAAUAUUAAAAUUAAUCAGUUAAUAGACUACAUAAAAGAUAUGUAAAAUGUGAUAUAUUUACUUAACCUUGAUAAAUUUUUAUUAUACAGAU
Vespula vulgaris is the source of this 869-nucleotide messenger RNA. It is a transcript of the gene Pmvk, whose product is annotated as phosphomevalonate kinase. Gene Ontology annotation, molecular function: phosphomevalonate kinase activity. The transcript is spliced from 4 exons. NCBI's taxonomy places the organism in Eukaryota, Metazoa, Arthropoda, Insecta, Hymenoptera, Vespidae. Bases 186 to 800 code for a protein of 204 amino acids. Gene Ontology annotation, biological process: isopentenyl diphosphate biosynthetic process, mevalonate pathway; cholesterol biosynthetic process. Gene Ontology annotation, cellular component: cytoplasm. The record is from RefSeq and is a predicted model, not a curated record.